Molecule: messenger RNA, 188 nt
Organism: Funneliformis geosporum
Lineage: Eukaryota; Fungi; Glomeromycota; Glomeromycetes; Glomerales; Glomeraceae
Source: the annotation of a GenBank genome assembly
AAUUUGGAAAAGGAACUCCUGAAUUUUAUAAGAAAUUAGCUUAUAGGUGUAUGAAUGCAAAUUCAAAUCAAAGACCACCAACUGAAGAAUUGUAUCAAAUUGAUUUUUGCCGUUCUUCUUUAAUAACGGUUGAAGAAAAUGAAGCUGAAACUAUUCUUUAUGAUAUUUUUGUUGAAAUGAAGCUUUGA